AUGGAGAAUCAAUGGAACUCCGUCGUUUCUUCUUUGCAGGAUAUCUAUAAUGCUAAUGAAGUUAAUAAUUUUGACGAAGAUGUGGCUUUAAAAGAAUUAAAUUUUAAUGACUUAUCAAAUGAUUCAUUGACAAGUCAUAUUACUCAAUUACAAGAACACAUGGAAAAUGUAAAUAGAGCUAAAAGGUUACUGAGUUCAAUUAGAGAGAAUUUAAAUUAUAUAAUAAACGAUACCGAUUCAAAAAACCGUGAAGAUCCAUUUACAAAAAUUGAAUCAACAUCAAACGCUAGCUCAAGUACCGUUACCACAAGAGCACAUAAUAAUACAUCAAUCCCUAAUAAUAAUGCUCUUUUAAGAGACAGAACAGGUGAAACUGCAACUGGCGCAAAUACAAGAAUUAAACAGGAAACACACACAGAACCUAUAACUCCUGCGGGUAAAAACAAUGGGAGUGGCACUAAUGGUAAAAUUUAUUGGGUGAGUCAAUAUAAUGCAAUCACAUCAAUAAAGUUAGGAUCUAAUGUAGCAUAUAAACCUAAGAAAUCAAUCGAUGGAGAAUGGUUUCAUUGCGAGGUUGUAAAAAUAUCGAUCGAUGGAUUGAGAUUUGAAGUCAAAGAUCCAGAACCAGAUGAGUUUGGAAACCCAGGUAAAAUAUUCAAAUGUACUUGGAAAGAUAUAAUUCUAAUACCACCUGAAAAUGCAACCAAAGCUCAAAUGCCAAAUUAUCCUACCAAUACAAGGGUGUUAGCUAGAUAUCCAGAGACUACGACAUUCUAUCCUGCAAUAAUAAUAAGCACCAAAAGAGACGGAACUUGUAGACUAAAAUUUGAUGGAGAAGAAGAAGUAGAUAGAGAAACAGAACUUCCUAGAAGAUACGUGCUUCCAUUACCCAACAUUUCAGCAAAACCAUUUAAAAAAUAA
Molecule: messenger RNA, 921 nt
Organism: Tetrapisispora phaffii CBS 4417
Lineage: Eukaryota; Fungi; Ascomycota; Saccharomycetes; Saccharomycetales; Saccharomycetaceae
Gene: SGF29
Product: Sgf29p
Exons: 1
Coding region: 1-921 (306 amino acids)
Cellular component (GO): SAGA complex
Source: RefSeq, a predicted model, not a curated record